AUGGAGGGCAACGAGCAAAACCCUCAAGGCAAAAACCAUGCGUUAUUAUUCGACCAAGAUAGCUUCCAGUUGGACGACUUAAAUCAGGAAGAUCGAACGGUUCUUCAAGACUUCAGGAGCGACGAGCAAUGGUCACAGCUCAAACGGGGAAACAGAAUAAUGAAUCUCAUUAGAAAAAUAUGGGAAGGGCCUGUAGAGCCGGCAGACGAAAAGCCCAACUUCACAUCCCAUUCGUUGCAAUAUCUGGACGGCUUACCAGCAAAGAUGCAAGCGGGCCGGUUCUCUCAAAAAAGCACCAGGUUGACAGUUUUGUUAGUGUAUUGCUCACUUUGGUUUGGUCUAAUAUUCUGCCUACUGUAUACAUCACUGAUCAAGGCUCCAUUCUUCUAUCCCAAUGACGGUAGCGACAGAAUACCUAUAGUUUCGCUAAGGUGCAACUCUUAUUGGAAUUGGGAAGGAAAGAAUAAUGCAUGUGGUAAGGACGCUUCAGCCUGUGAACCGCUCAGCGACGAGGAAUAUCUUAUAAGAUGUCCAGCGCUAUGUGACAGGGGUGGCUGGACGUAUUCUGCCAUUUCGGUUGGCGAUCAAAGAAUCAAAUAUAGAGGUUACGAAAUUGGAGGAGGCCCGGUACCACUGGAUCUUGACUCAGAGUACUUGUCCUAUCCGUACAGAGCCGACUCAUUUGCCUGUUCAUCUGCCUUUCACGCCGGGGUCAUUUCUCCGAUCUUUGGUGGCUGUGCCAGGUUAUCGAUGGAAGGCUCGCAAUCCUCGUUCCCAGGAAGCUUGGGCAGGUACGCCCAUCUGUCUGUAACCUUUGAUUCCUUCUUUCCCGGCUCGUUCUCUUUUAAGAAACUUCGAGAUGGAGUGAGUUCAGGUUGCAUUGAUCUUCGGAUGAUUAUUAUCACAUUGAAUAUUCUGCUCGGAUUACCAGUUUUUUAUUUCUGCAACAGCUUGGUUGGAUAUUGGAUCACGACAAUUGUCGGAUACUGGACCAUUUCGCUGGCAUUAGAUCCCCCAAGAUUAAUAGAUCCCCACGACGCUGCCACGAUAUAUGAGCUUAUCAGCGUGGCUGUGCAGCGCCUUCUUCCGUUGUGUUUCAUUUUGUAUGUUGAAUGGAAAUGUGCCGUCAAGAGAUGCCUGGAAGAUGGGUCUCCAGUAGCGAAAGUUUUAUUAUGGUAUCCCACAUUUUGGCUUGGUGUAAUGAAUAAGAUCACCUUUGAUAGACUUCCAGUCGAUAGAUUAACCACGAGAGAUCUUAAAGAGCAAGCUGGGGCAAUAACUGCGGUAAGUUUCAUUGCAGCUACAGUUCUAACCUGUGCAAUUAUUCAGGCGUAUUCUCUAUGGAAAUCUGGCAGGUUUAGAAAGUACUUCAAGAUCUACAUUUCGAUCAUCUUCGGGGUCGUUUUGCUGGGAUGUAUACCAGGAUUGAAUCUAAGGAUCCACCAUUAUAUUUUAGGCAUGAUCUUACUUCCAGGAUGCGCGACAAGAGGUCGCUCUGCGUAUCUGUUUCAGGGAGUUCUUAUAGGGCUCAUCUUGUCAGGCGUGGCAAGGUGGGACUUUGCUAGCAUAGUGGAAACGGACUUUGCAUUACUCAGAGGGGAGGCUGGAUCCUUUCUAGAGCCGCCGCAGUUUGUCUUUGAUGCCCAAAAUCCUCAUCAUAUAUCGUGGAAGCUCAACUCAAAUGCCACUGCCUCGAUCGACGCAGAGAAUAUUAAUGGAUACUCUCUUUUGAUCAAUGAUUUUGAAGUUUACGUAGGGGCAGACACCAGCGUUGAUCUCGACAUGCUAAUUCAAGAAGAUGAACUGCUCUCGUCGAUAUUACAAGAAUCGUUGAACCAAUCUAAUGGCACCAUCAAAUUGUAUCUGAGGCUGGCGCGCGCAUCCAUCGAGCAUCCAGAUACAGUUCGUGGAGACUAUACAAAUGCAGGAAUUCUAGAGUGGCCAGAAGGUGUGUGGCAUGAGCCAUUACCUGGAGCAUCUUAG
This is a messenger RNA of Torulaspora globosa, 1983 nucleotides long. RefSeq lists its product as uncharacterized. The record is from RefSeq and is a predicted model, not a curated record. NCBI's taxonomy places the organism in Eukaryota, Fungi, Ascomycota, Saccharomycetes, Saccharomycetales, Saccharomycetaceae. The transcript has a single exon. The coding region runs from base 1 to 1983 and encodes 660 amino acids.